GUGGGUGUGUUUAACCGGAGGAAGCAAUGGGAACCAGUCUGUCAGCCAGCCUUUCAGGCUAAUUAGCUCAGAAUACAACAAAGAUAAGUGAGCCUGAGAGGAGGGCCCUGAGGGUCUUUAGAUUCUGGGAAAUGUCUGAUUGGCAGAUGUUAAAAGGGAUUCUUUGGUAAUCCAGUGCAUCAAUGAACUGCACAAAUUCAGUCCAGAGCUGCAAGAAUUUAGGCAUGAGGACACUGUGCAGGAGGCUUGCACAGGCAGACGGAGAUGGACAGAACCUUGGAAUCUCUAAGGCACAUCGUUGCCCAAACCUUGCCUCACAGAGACCCAGCUUUGGUCUUCAAAGACUUGAAUGUUGUGUCAAUGUUACAGGAAUUUUGGGAAAGUAAGCAGCAGCAGAGAGCCACGUUCUCCAGUGAAGGCCUGGUGGUCUAUGAGUCAAUGCCCUCCUCUGGGCCUCCCUUUGUGAGCUAUGUGACUCUCCCUGGAGGGAGCUGCUUUGGCAACUUUCAGUGCUGCUUAAGUAGAGCUGAGGCCAGGCGGGAUGCAGCUAAAGUGGCUCUCAUCAACUCUCUCUUCAAUGAGCUGCCCUCCCGAAGGAUCACCAAGGAGUUCAUCAUGGAGAGUGUUCAGGAAGCAGUGGCCUCCACCAGUGGCACUUUAGAUGAUGCGGAUGAUCCCAGCACAAGUGUCGGAGCUUAUCAUUACAUGUUGGAGUCAAACAUGGGGAAGACUAUGCUGGAGUUUCAGGAACUGAUGACUGUUUUCCAACUAUUGCACUGGAAUGGAAGCCUGAAAGCCCUCCGUGAAACAAAGUGCUCUCGACAGGAAGUCAUCUCCUAUUAUUCCCAAUAUUCUUUAGAUGAAAAGAUGCGAAGCCACAUGGCCCUAGAUUGGAUCAUGAAGGAGCGCGAGUCACCAGGAAUUCUCUCUCAAGAGCUACGUGCUGCCCUGGGAGAGCUUGAAGAAGCCAGGAAGGCAGGACAAGAACUACGCUUUUACAAAGAAAAAAAAGAAAUCCUGAGCUUGGCUCUGACUCAGAUUUAUAGUGACCCUGACCCUUCCUCACCCAGUGAUGACCAGCUGAGCCUCACGGCUCUGUGUGGCUAUCAUUAGCAAGGCCAGGUCUCAGGUUUCCUGAGGACUUUCACU
This is a messenger RNA of Phodopus roborovskii (desert hamster), 1149 nucleotides long. RefSeq names its product limb and CNS expressed 1 (gene Lix1). The coding region runs from base 265 to 1113 and encodes 282 amino acids. Gene Ontology annotation, cellular component: cytoplasm. Gene Ontology annotation, biological process: autophagosome maturation. The transcript has 6 exons. The record is from RefSeq and is a predicted model, not a curated record. Lineage: Eukaryota; Metazoa; Chordata; Mammalia; Rodentia; Cricetidae.